Arachis stenosperma is the source of this 2384-nucleotide messenger RNA. RefSeq names its product heat shock 70 kDa protein 18-like. The transcript is spliced from 5 exons. The record is from RefSeq and is a predicted model, not a curated record. Gene Ontology annotation, biological process: protein refolding; cellular response to unfolded protein. The coding region runs from base 60 to 2384 and encodes 774 amino acids. Gene Ontology annotation, molecular function: heat shock protein binding; ATP binding; ATP hydrolysis activity. Gene Ontology annotation, cellular component: cytoplasm. NCBI's taxonomy places the organism in Eukaryota, Viridiplantae, Streptophyta, Magnoliopsida, Fabales, Fabaceae.
GUUGGUUUCUUGCUUGACUCAUCUAUCUACCCUUUUGAGUUCUAAGAGAGAAUUGAAGAAUGGCAAAAAAACAUAAGGGUCGUGCAAUAGGAAUCGAUCUAGGAACUACAUACUCAUGUGUUGCAGCAUGGGAAAAGCAAAAUGGUCGUGCAGAGAUUAUUGUGAAUGAUCAAGGCAACAGAACUACACCUUCUUUCGUUGCCUUCACUGAUUCUCACAGGUUCAUUGGUGAUGCUGCUAAAAAUCAAGCUGCUGCCAACCCCUCUAACACCAUCUUUGAUGCUAAAAGGUUGAUUGGCAGAAAAUACAAAGAUCCCACAAUUGAGAAUGAUCUUAAGUUAUGGCCAUUCAAGGUUGUAUCUGGUGUUGAUGACAAACCAAUGAUUAUGGUGAACUACAAAGGCAAGGAAAAGUGUCUUGCUGCUGAAGAAAUCUCAUCUAUGAUUCUCACAAAGAUGAAGGAGAUUGCAGAGGCCUAUAUGGACUCUUCUGUGAACAAUGCAGUGAUUACAGUCCCUGCCUAUUUCAAUGACUCGCAGCGAAAAGCCACCAAAGAUGCCGGCAUCAUUGCCGGCCUUAAUGUCAUCAGAAUCAUCAACGAACCAACAGCUGCGGCUCUUGCAUAUGGCCUUCAAAAGAAAGCCAACUGUUCCGGAAAGCGCAAUGUUUUCAUAUUUGAUCUUGGUGGUGGUACCUUUGAUGUGUCUCUAGUCACAAUUGAAGGUGAUAACAUUGAAGUUAAGGCCACUGCCGGAGACACUCAUCUGGGAGGGGAAGAUUUUGAUAACAGAAUGGUGAGUCACUUGGUACAAGAGUUCAAAAGAAAGAACGGAGUUGACAUUACUGGGACUCCCAGAGCACUGAGGAGGUUGAGAAAUGAAUGCGAGAAAGCAAAAAGGAUACUGUCACAUACAAAUGAGACUACAAUUGAGAUAGAUGCUUUGUUCCAAGGCGUUGAUUUUCGAUUUUCUUUAACUCGUGCUUGCUUUGAGGAACUCAACAGGGACUUGUUUGAGAAGUGCAUGGAGAUUGCUCAGAAGUGUCUUGAUGAUGCUAAGAUGAAGAAAAGCAAGAUACAUGAUGUGGUCCUUGUUGGUGGAUCUUCAAGAAUCCCAAAAGUGCAGAGUUUAUUACAGAACUUCUUUUUAGGGAAGGAGCUUUGCAAGAGUAUCAACCCGGAUGAAGCCGUCGCUUUUGGCGCCGCUGUCCAAGCUGCAUUGUUGAGUGAAGACUAUAGCUUUGUCCCACCCUUGGUUCUGGUGGAUGUAACUCCUCUAAUGGCAACAAAGCAUAAGGGUCAUGCGAUAGGAAUCGAUCUUGGAACUACAUACUCGUGUGUUGCAGCAUGGGAAGAACAAAAUGGUCGUGCAGAGAUUAUUGUGAAUGAUCAAGGCAACAGAACAACACCUUCUUUCGUUGCUUUCACUGAUUCUCAAAGGUUGAUUGGUGAUGCUGCUAAAAAUCAAGCCACAGCCAACCCCUCUAACACCAUCUUUGAUGCUAAAAGGUUGAUUGGCAGAACAUACAAGGAUCCUACAAUUUACAAUGAUCUUAAGUUAUGGCCAUUCAAGGUUGUAUCUGGUGUUGAUGACAAACCCAUGAUUAUGGUGAACUACAAAGGCAAGGAAAAGUUUCUUGCGGCUGAAGAAAUCUCAUCAAUGAUCCUCACAAAGAUGAAGGAGAUUGCAGAGGCCUAUUUGGAGUCUUCUGUGAACAAUGCAAUGAUUACAGUCCCUGCCUAUUUCAAUGACUCGCAGCGAAAAGCCACCAAAGAUGCCGGCAUCAUUGCCGGCCUUAAUGUCAUCAGAAUCAUCAACGAACCAACAGCUGCAGCUCUUGCAUAUGGCCUUCAAAAGAGAGCCAAAUGUUCCGGAAAGCGCAAUGUUUUCAUAUUUGAUCUUGGUGGUGGUACCUUUGAUGUGUCUCUAGUCACAAUUGAAGGUGAUAACAUUGAAGUUAAGGCCACUGCCGGAGACACUCAUCUCGGAGGGGAAGAUUUCGAUAACAGAAUGAUGAGUCACUUGGUACAAGAGUUCAAAAGAAAGAUCAGAAUGGACAUUACUCGUGAUCCCAGAGCAAUGAGGAGGUUGAGAAACGAAUGUGAGAAAGCAAAAAGGAUACUUUCACAUGCUAAUGAGACUACUAUUGAGAUAGAUGCUUUGUUUCAAGGCAUUGACUUUCGUUUCUCUAUAACUCGUGCAAGGUUUGAAGAACUCAACAGGGACUUGUUUGAGAAGUGCAUGGAGAUUUCUCAGAAGUGCCUUGAUGAUGCUAACAUUGCCAAGAGUGAUGUACAUGAUGUGGUCCUUGUUGGUGGAUCUUCAAGGAUUCCCAAAGUGCAGAGAUUAUUGCAGAAAUUGUUUGAGGGGAAGGAGCUGCAUUAA